UUAGUACUAGUCGAAGUCACCGAUCGAUUAUUAUAGAAAUCAAUUAACACCAGACUAAACACAUAGGCCUAAAAACUAUUAUCUUUAAUCUUGAUUACAUAGUAUCGGUUGAAAAUGUGAUGCUAUAGCCGAUCCUUUUAAUCGAUACUAUUGAAGACUAUUUGUGCAGUAGUUGACCGAGGGCUCGGUCGUUUUGGUGUCGCUCUUCUUCUACUGCCAACGGUGUUCGUUGUUCCCUUCGCGCGGCUCUUGUAUUUCUCGCCCGUUGCUCCUCGUCCCAGCCGGGAGCCAUACUCCUCGCCUCCUCCUAAUAAUCUCUGUCCAGAGCUGAAGAUCGAAGCCCGAGGACCGAGGUGGACCAGGCUGCUGAGUUUCCAUCCAAGCCGGCGCGACAGGACAUUGCGAUCAAAACAUGUGGGCGACAAAGAAGCUCGCCACGACGGCCCUGCUCGUGCUCACCUCUCUGCUGGCUGCACGGUAUCUGAUAGAGCACACCGCGAGCUCAGGGAUGUCGUCUCGGUACCAGAUCCUGCAUCUGGUUCACCACCUCGAGUGGCUCAAGAGCCCAGCGGACGCGAAAGAAACCAGUCCGGGAGUCGUCAUCACAACGGCAGCUUCUUCAAACACCUCCUCGGAGCCGGAGGACUCUGCUAGUAAAAACUCCUCCGCCGCCGCUCAAGUGUUUCCGUGGCUAGACACGUGGAGCCAGAUGACGCGGCUAGCCGACAUCGCCAGCGGCCUUCCGCACGCGACCGAGGCGGUGGACGACGGGAGGACUGCGUGGGAAAACCUGACAGCAUCCGUCCACGUUCACCAGAGGCAGCGGCGGCGACUCUGCCCGUACUCGGUCCGCGACACUCCGUCCAACAAACCCGAGAGCGGCGGCGGCGGCGGCGCCUUCACCGUCGGCGUACCCUGUGGGCUGACCGUAGGCUCCUCGGCGACCCUUAUAGGCACCCCUGGACUCCUCUCCGGCAACUUCUGGAUCGAACUCGUCGGGACGACGACAGCGCUUCCGGCGGGGGAGACCGAAACGCCUGCCGUCCCGCUGCACUACGGCGUGCGUCUAACCGGCGACGACGGAGCCACCAGAGAUCGUCCGCCGGUCCUAGUGCAGAACGCCUUCAGCGCGAGCAGCGGGUGGGGCGCCGAGGCUCGCUGUAGUUGUACUCCCGGCAAUGCGGCAGCUGAAGGUGCUCCUCCUGCUGCAGUAGUAGACGGUCUAGAGAGAUGCGAUGCCAUGGCGGACCGGGAGGAGGAGGAGGACAAGAAGCACAAGCACCUGCACGGAGGGUGUUUCCCGUUUAAGCAGGGAUACCUUGCUAUUGCGACACUGCGCGUCGGAUGGGAGGGCUUCCAUAUGACAGUCGACGGGAAACACGUCACUUCAUUUGCGUAUCGAGCGGGCUUGGAGCCAUGGUAUGUGACCCAAGUAAGAAUCUCUGGUGACUUCAAGCUUGCAAGUGCGAUUCUAAGCGGCUUGCCCACGUCAGAAGACCUGGAGAACCCUAACCUCGAAUCGCUCAAGGCGCCACCUGUCCCAAACGACAGAGACGUCGACCUUCUGAUCGGCGUCUUCUCAACGGCGAACAACUUCAAGCGUAGGAUGGCCAUUCGAAGAACAUGGAUGCAAUAUGACGCUGUGCGCCAAGGGGCGGUUGCAGUACGGUUUUUCGUUGGCCUGCAUACGAACCUCAUGGUGAACGAGGAACUCUGGAACGAGGCACGCACGUACGGUGACAUCCAGGUGUUGCGCUUCGUUGAUUACUACGGCCUGAUAACAUGGAAGACGCUAGCGAUCUGCAUCUAUGGGACCAGUGUACUGCCAGCCAAGUAUCUAAUGAAAACAGACGAUGAUGCUUUUGUCCGCGUAGAUGAGAUCCACUCCACGGUGAAGCAGCUUAAUGUCAGCCGUGGCCUACUUUACGGUCGCAUAAAUUCCGAUUCUGGUCCCCACAGAAAUCCCGAAAGCAAAUGGUACAUAAGCCAAGAGGAAUGGCCUGAAGAUAAAUACCCACCAUGGGCUCAUGGACCAGGAUAUGUAGUUUCACAAGACAUUGCAAGGACAAUCAACAAUUGGUAUAAGGCAAGUCGUUUAAAGAUGUUCAAACUAGAGGAUGUAGCAAUGGGCAUAUGGGUAAAUGAAAUGAAGAAAGGUGGAUUACCAGUGAAAUAUGAAACAGACAAGAGAAUUAACAUCGACGGCUGCCAUGAUGGGUACAUUAUUGCUCACUACCAAGAACCAAGACAUCUGCUAUGCCUGUGGGAGAAGCUCCUAACGACACAUCAAGCAGAAUGCUGUAGCACUAAGUAAUAGAAAAGGAACUUCAAUGCUUAGAUCUUGGCCCGGUUUAUGUAUCAGGUCACUUGCUAACCUUGCGAUGACAAUUGACAACAAAGAAGCCUCUAACAUCUUCUUUUUCUGGUGCACAGCACUAAUGUAAACUAAAUUCAAUGAAUUACAUAGAUAAAGUUAGUUCACCUCA
Zea mays is the source of this 2486-nucleotide messenger RNA. Its product is annotated as beta-1,3-galactosyltransferase GALT1. The record is from RefSeq and is a predicted model, not a curated record. Lineage: Eukaryota; Viridiplantae; Streptophyta; Magnoliopsida; Poales; Poaceae. Gene Ontology annotation, molecular function: galactosyltransferase activity; carbohydrate binding. The transcript is spliced from 7 exons. Gene Ontology annotation, cellular component: Golgi membrane. Bases 413 to 2314 code for a protein of 633 amino acids.